GUGCUGCAGAGGUGAGGUUGGCGGAUGGAGGCAGACGCUGUGCCGGGAGAGUGGAGGUGAAACACGAGGGCCGGUGGGGCACGGUGUGCAGUUACGGCUGGGACAUCAAAGGUGCUGCCGUGGUCUGCAAGCAGCUGGGCUGCGGAUCAGCGGUCCAGGCCUUUUGGAACGCCGACUUUGGGCGAGGAUCUGACCCCAUUUGGCUGAGCUCUGUCCACUGCCAAGGCACCGAGGCUGACCUCUCCGAGUGCAGCCAUGAGGAAUGGGGCAAGCACUACUGCGGUCACGGCUGGGACUCUGGAGUCAUUUGUUCAAGAUUUGUCCGACUGGAUGGGGACGGCAGCUCCUGCUCAGGACGCGUGGAGAUCAUAGAUAAAAGCCAGUGGAAAACAGUGUGUGACUCACACCUUAGCCUCGAAGCUGCUGAAGUUAUCUGCAGGGAUCUGCAGUGCGGCAUAGCUCUGUCUAUCCAUGGGGGAGCUCACUUUGGACAGGGGGGCGGUUCCAUCUGGGAUGAAGAGCUGCAGUGUGCAGGGAAUGAGCCCUUCCUCUCCUCCUGCCCCAGGAGGUCUAUCAGCAACCACACCUGCACCCACGCAAACGACGCUGGUGUCACCUGCACACGUAUGCAGAGGGACAUUUGGCCUUUCCUCGAAGUAUCUCAGCAUUCCAAGUGCCAGCGCAGGGACAAGGAGCAAGACUCGUGA
This is a messenger RNA of Tinamus guttatus (white-throated tinamou), 707 nucleotides long. The record is from RefSeq and is a predicted model, not a curated record. Lineage: Eukaryota; Metazoa; Chordata; Aves; Tinamiformes; Tinamidae.